Dentiscutata erythropus is the source of this 1086-nucleotide messenger RNA. NCBI's taxonomy places the organism in Eukaryota, Fungi, Glomeromycota, Glomeromycetes, Diversisporales, Gigasporaceae. The record is from the annotation of a GenBank genome assembly.
AUGGUUAGAAUAAUUAAAGAAAUUUGGACAUUCUUAAAAAAUGUUGUUGUAUUUGGAUGUGAGUUUGUUAUUCCAGCGUCUCUUCCUUUCUUCUUUCCUUUUCUAUUUUUAUAUCCCGGAAUUUGUGAACUUUCAUAUGUGAUAUACCCUUAUCUCAGCACCUUUUACGUAAUUGUUUUUCUCCCUCUUGGAAAUUCAUUUUUAAAAUUACGAGAAAUGUCCUUGAUUCAUAAACGAAUAAUAAGAUUAUAUCCAAUUUUUUGUGUAUUUUUUGUUUUAAUAAUCUUAGCUAUGUUUGCUGGUUUAUAUUUUGGUUUACCAUUUUUAUAUUCUUACGUUCCUUAUUCAAUGGUUUUAUUAACAAGGAGUAAUUCGGUUUUCGUAAUACAUUGGUUGAUAAGAAUUGCAUGGUACCUUUUUCUUUAUAAUGUUCCUAAUGGAAAUAUCUUUCCAUCUGCAAUUUGUUCAGAUAUGGCAUUCCUGUGCCCAAAAUGUACGAAAAAAAGAAACUAUCCAACUUGGUGUCAAGAUUGUGCUAGUCAACAUUUUUUGUCAAAUUAUGAACAUUGGACUAGUGGAGAUCAGAUAGUAGAUCAAGUUAUAAAAUAUACACAAGAGAAUUCCAAAAGUCCUAUUGAUUUUGUGGAAUGGAUUCCGUACGAACAAUUAGAAAAAAGGGAAAGUAUUGGUCAAGAUAAAUAUGGAAGUGUUUAUAGUGCUUUUUUGAAAAGCGGACCAAUUUUGAUGUAUAAUAAUAAGUUUAAAAAAACGAAAGGAAUUCAAAUUGCACUAAGAAGAUUAAAAGACGACACGUUUAAUGAGAGCUUGAGAGGGGUAAUUAUUAUGCUUAUUUUAGUUAACGAAUUGUUAUUGUAUUCAUAUAUUAAUAAUAAUGAAUUUAGAGAAUGUGAAAAUAUCUCCUCAAUAUCACAAAAUUUACAAGAAAUUACACAAGAAAUUGAACUUGUAAUUAAACGAGAUACAAUUAAACGAAAUAGACCCAAACUUCUUCCGCUAUCAAAGGACAUUGAGCAUUCAAGUGGCAAAAAUAGUUCACAUACUGCUAUAGGACCAAUCCAGAAUUAA